UUGAAAACAGUCACUAUUUAUAUGCUUGAAAUUUAGUAUAAAAGCACCAAUAUUCCACAGAGCUUUAUCGUUUAAGAUUCAUCUCAAGACUUAACAUAAUGAAAUUCCAAGUUGCUUUUCUCGUACUAGUAGUCAUGGUUAUAAGUGCAUUUGCACACCGUAAGUAUCAAUUAAAUCUGCAAAACUGCCCAAAAGCUGAUAAAGGUCCUUGCAAAGGUCAUGAAAUUGUAUGGGUCUACAAAGAUGAAACCAACGAUUGUCAUACAUUCAUUUAUGGCGGUUGUGAAGGCAAUUGGAAUCGAUUCAAAACUAAAAAGCAGUGUAUAGAUGCUUGCGGACAUUAAAAACUUUGUAAAAAUUGCAACAACUUCAACUGGUUCCGGAAAAUGAUAAAAUAAAUUGUAAAACAAAACAUUACAAAGAAAAAUCCUGAAUAAUUUAGUGGAUUAGUCGGUAGUAGUUUAACAUAAUGUGUUCUCAUCAAUAAAUAAAAUGCAUUCAUCCAAACUUAUAAGUUGAUAGAGCUUGAAAAAUAGAUGAAUAACUUUAAGGCUUCAGGAUGAUCCUACCCCUGCUUGUUGUCGUUAUAAAUUUGUCAAUUUUUUCCACCUCUUUAUCAGAGAAGAGCUCAGCUUUUACUCCACAGGUAAAACUAAAAAAUAUAAGUACCUCAAGAUUCUAUUUUUGGAAAUACAUUGUUCUGUUUAUUUCUGCGACUUACAACAAUCAUUUCUGUUUGCGAAUGAUUUUACUAUAUAUUUUUCCCAAAAAAAUUGAUGUGUUUAACGGCCUCAGUUUUUAAAUCAAAAUUAAAAAUGGUGAUUGCAAUUUUUGUCGUUCGUAGGAAUGCCUGCAAAAAAUUUUGAAAAGUUAAAUAAAAAUAAAGCAAAGUUCUUUUAUUUUUGUAUUUAUUUUCGAAGAAUUUCAGGUUUGCAAGAACUCU
Molecule: messenger RNA, 943 nt
Organism: Episyrphus balteatus (marmalade hoverfly)
Lineage: Eukaryota; Metazoa; Arthropoda; Insecta; Diptera; Syrphidae
Product: mambaquaretin-4-like
Exons: 2
Coding region: 99-344 (81 amino acids)
Molecular function (GO): serine-type endopeptidase inhibitor activity
Source: RefSeq, a predicted model, not a curated record